Peronospora matthiolae is the source of this 4365-nucleotide messenger RNA. The record is from the annotation of a GenBank genome assembly. Lineage: Eukaryota; Oomycota; Peronosporomycetes; Peronosporales; Peronosporaceae.
AUGUCCCCCCCCGUGCGGUGCCCUUCGCCACCGCAGCCGCAUGUUCGGGUGGCGGGGAAGCGGCGCCGUUUAAACGAAGCUGCUGACCCGCCUGCUUCUCCUGACUGGGACAUGGACCAAGGAACCUCUGUGCUUGGAACCCCUGCUUGGCCCCCAGUUGAGGCAAACGAGGACCUGACUUUGGAUCAUGUGCUGGAUGAUGACAUUUCCGAAUUUCUUGUGGAUAUUUGUGGUUCUACUCUGGAUGCAGCUGACCCUUCGCUCACGGAGGAUGCUGCUGUCUCCGGUCGACUCGGGACGGGUGAGGCACCAACAUCAGCCCCGGCAGCGCCCCGACCUCUGACUUCUGUCGCGUCCAGCUCCCGUGCUACGCGGUCGGGGCCACGUCACGGGCGAUCGGGUCUUCUGGGGCUGUCCCGCCUGCCGCUGAUGUCCCGGCUUGUCCUGCUCCUACUUCUCGAGUGGCUGUUUCGGCUGCGCCCCGAGAACCAUGACUCGUUGGGGCCCCCGACUCGUAGUGACGCUACCCAUCACUGGGCGACGUACUCGCACUCGACGGCCAUCCUCCAGCCUCCGCCACCAUCACUGUCAGUGGUGGAGCCUACUGACCACCCAGCGGUUCCAGAGCACUGGCUACUACGUUUUGACGGGGCUUGUCGUCGGAACCCUGGUGCUGGUGGCGCUGGUGCGGUGGUAACAGACGCGUCUGGUACUGUGGUUUGGACGUGCUACCACUUCCUGCCUGCCCGCGGUGAAACCAACAACACCGCGGAGUACUCUGCUCUAUUGAUAGGGCUGCAGGGGGCACUGUUCCACGGUACCAAGAGGCUAAAGAUUGAAGGAGACAGCAACUUGGUGCUCGCCCAGGUGCGGGGCUCAUUUACUUGCUCCAACCGGCGGCUCCGGCGGUUGCGAGGUCGGGUUCGCUGCGAGUUGGGCCGCCUGGAUUGGUACCAGCUCAGUCACAUCGACCGGCAAGCUAACGCUCACGCUGACAGACUGGCUAACCGUGCCCUUGACCUCCGCCGUACCGCGUUGGAGUGUGGGCCCCACUCUGAUGACCUCUCCGCUUGUUUCACGCCUGUUUCCUCUCCGCCUUCCAGCCCAUCCCCGGCUGGGCCAGUCACAGAUGGUCCUCCCGAUGCGGAUACUGAUGGCUCUGUGGAUGACGAGGCCAUGGACGUAGAAGCCGAGAUCGCUGCUCGCGAUGGGGGUGAAGUUUUCCCGACUAUUCUCAUUGGUCCGGGUUCUACUCCAGCGCGACAACCUCGGCUCCGUCUCCGUCACUUGAGCGAGGAGGAGCAGGAUAUUGCUGCUGCUGCGGUACAGCACUUUGCGGAUGUCAUGGCGAGCAAGAUUACGGAUGCGGACAGUUGGAUAUCUGGUGAGGGAUACAUCUUGGCCAUCCCAGACCGGCUUCGCGAAGUGCUGCUGCCAUUCUCGGUGUCACCAAUGGGUACUUCAAGCUCGAGAGACAACUGUCCUCGCCAACGCCCACCUCGCGUGACGCGUACGCAGCGCGAACAUCGGUUGGAUGAGGCCCUUGAUGACAUGCAAGCGACGCAACAGGCGGUACCGAGUGACCGUCGCGCGGUCCGGAAGUCUCGCCGCCGCGUGGGUAGAAUACGAGCGUCUAUGGCUCAACUCGAGUUGCGUCGCCGCUUUGCGCAAGACGAAGCCAAGUGUGUUUCCUCUAUCCUCGAUGGUGCCUCUGCCGAAUCUGCGGGUGUCGAGCACCCCGAUACAUGUCCUAUUGGACGGGAGGAGCUUCACCAGCACUUCGUCGGCACGAGUUCCGCUCCUACCGCUUUUGAUUACGAUGCUGACUGCGGACAGGAAUUUCGGGAUGUUCUUAAUGGGUUCCCACGGACGCUUCUGGGUGAUGAUUGCUUUUCCGAGGCUUUUUCGAUGGACGAAGUGGAGGACCAGCUGUUGAGGGUAACUAAAACGUCCAGCCCCGGGCACGAUGGGGUUGGCUAUGAUGUUUACAACCAGUUUGCCCCGCAGUUGGUACCCCUUCUGCAUGCCGCUUACCGAUUCUGCUGGCUACAUCGGAUGGUACCUCGACUCUGGAAGGUGGGCAUGGUCCGCUUGGUUCACAAGAAAGGCGACCCGCUGCAACCUACGAACUGGAGGCCAAUUUGCUUACAGCCCGCUAUAUACAAACUCUACAGCGGGUUGCUGGCCAGGCGGCUGUCUUGCUGGUUGGAACUUAACCACCGGUUGCCCAUGGCGCAAAAGGGGUUUCGAGAGUUUAACGGAUGCCAUGAGCACAAUUUCCUGGCUACUACGAUGCUCGAUCAGACCCGCCGCUCGCGCCGCAAGCUCUACCAAGUCUGGUAUGACCUCCGAAACGCCUUCGGUUCGCUUCCGCAGCCCCUCAUGUGGCAGGUGCUCCGCCGGAUUGGUGUUGAGCCCCGGUUCAUUAACCGAUGCCAAGAUAUCUAUGAGGGGUCUGCUUUCGUGGUUAUGAAUGCGAAGGACGGGGCGACCGACCCGGUGCGACAGGAAGUGGGUGUCUACCAAGGCUGCCCCUUGAGCCCCCUUCUUUUUAUUGCUGCUCUCAUCCCACUGGUCCGCCGUUUGGAACUACUGGAGGAUGUCGGUGUGCCGCUGGCGGAGGGUGUCCGCCCGUGCACCACCGCUUAUGCCGACGACAUCAAGGUUUUCAGUGACAGUGCCGAUGGAAUCCGCCGCUGCCAUGCCGUUGUCCGGAGGUUUCUCCAGUGGACGGGGCUGCGCGCUAACCCUGCCAAGUGUGCGAGCCUUGCGGUGACCAUUAAUGCUCGUGGUAACCCGACACUUGACGACAGUGUUCGGCUGGGGAUUCAUGGCGAUCACCGCCUCCAGCUCGAGCCAAAGCUCCAGCAGAUAAAGCGAGAGGCUGUGGCACUGAUGAAGUCUGGCUUAGCGGUGUGGCAAGUGGUGAAAGCGCUUAAGACUUACGUAUAUCCGAAGGUGGACUACGCGCUUCGCCACUUGCGCCCGCUUCGCUCUCAGCUCGAAGGAUUCGACUGUGCCGUGAAGCGUGGACUGCGACAUAUGCUGCGCCUGCCCCAGUCUUCGACCACUGAGUUCUUCUACGCGCCCACUUCUGGUGGUGGACUGGGCCUGCAGUCUCUAGUGGAGAUGCACCAAUCUCUGCAGGUGGCGCACGCAUGGCAGAUGUUGCACUCCAAGGAUCCAGCUCUAGUGGCGGUGGCGAAGGCUCAGGUCCUACAGGUCGUGCACAAACGAUACCGCCUAUUGAACGACCACUGGACGGGUCGAGACGACGAACUCGUACGUUUGUUUUUGAACUCCGAGCUCGCGUCGUCUCCUCACGCCACCAUCCAUCGCAGAUCGGGGGACAUCGCUUCGGUUUGGGUGGAUGUGCAGCGGGUGCUGUGCAUCCACCGUAUUACCUUUACUGAUCGCGCCGACGAGUCUGGUCAGGACGCGUUUGCGAUUCGCGUGCCGCACCACACCCAAUGGCUUGACCACAAGUCUGUCUUGCGGCACGUGAAGUUGCACAUGAAAAUUCGACACCAGACUCGGUGGCAGAGUCUGGUGGACCAAGGCCGGACGACUCGGGUUCACGGUGGACCCGGGUCUAAGUUUGUGCUAUCGGGAGCGGGCCUGUCUGAUGCUGAACAUCGGUUCGGCAUACAGGCUCGUCUAAACCAAGUGGACACGAACUCGGUUCUGAAGCGACGCCGUAUGCGGCCAAAUGCUCAUUGUCGACAGUCGGCCUGCUCGAGUGCGGAAACACUGGAGCACGUUUUGAAUCACUGUGCAUCCAAUAUGGAUUUAAUCCGCCAGCGUCAUGACACUGCACUCGAGCGAAUUGGUGUGGAGAUCAGGAAAGCGCUUCAACGGACCAAGUCGCAAGCAGAGUUACGACUCAAUCAGACGGUUCCUGAGUACACCGGUGCGGCUCUGCGUCCGGAUAUGGUGCUGAGGGACGUAAAUGCCAAGACCAUGGUGAUCGCUGACUUGGCAGUCACCUUCGAGACCCAUGGUGCUGGAUCUCGCCUUUCCUCGCUGCAGUCCAGCUAUGACUUCAAGAUGCUCAAGUACAAGCCUAUCGCCGAUGAACUCCGGCUGAAGGGGUGGAGAGUGGAGUCCGCUGCGAUUGUCUAUGGAUCUCUAGGCUCGGUGCUCCCGCGUAACCUCAAGACAUACACGGACACGCUCCACCUGCUCAAGCGCGAUGCUAGGACUCUGGAAUUUCGCCUUUCCAGUCAUUGUGUCCGCUCCAGUCGCCGGAUCUGGAGCUGGCACUGCCAACUACACAGGGAUCGACAACGGAGAGGGGCGGCUACAAGAGAGUCGCGCAGGUCCGGGGGGAACCUGCAGGCUCCUCAGCCGCCAGAGGCGCGGUGA